AUGGCAUCCUCGGCUCCCCAGCAUUUUCCUGACCGCCCUCAAUUCUCAGACUUCAUGAAGCCGUGCCGAUUUGAGGGAGAGGUGCGCCACUUGGAAGUGCAUGGGGAUCUCCCCAAUGACAUUGACGGUACUUUCUACCGUGUCAUGCCUGAUCCUCAGUUCCCCCCUUUUAUUGAAAAUGAUCCUUGGUUCAACGGAGAUGGGAAUGUCAGCGCAUUCCGUAUCAAGAAUGGUUCUGUGACCUUCCAGCAAAAAUAUGUUCGCACUGAGAAGUUCGUCCGCGAGAAGGAAGCCGGUCGCGCGCUUAUUGGGAAGUAUCGGAACAAGUUCACUGAUGCGGUAGAGUUUGCUGUCAGAAGUACUGCGAAUACCAAUAUCGUCAGCUUCAACAACCAGCUCUUGGCUCUCAAGGAGGAUUCUCCUCCAUAUGCUAUGGAUCCGGAAACGCUGGAAACAAAGGGUUUAUAUACCUUCGAUGGUCAGCUUCCUAGCGUGACUUUCACGGCCCAUCCAAAGACUGAUCCAGUGACUGGAGAAUUAAUUUGCUUUGGGUAUGAAGCGAAGGGAGACGGCACUCCGGACAUUUGUUAUUACACAAUCGGUCCCGGUGGCGAUUUUACUCAGACUUUGUGGCUAGUGAGCCCUGUCUGUGGAAUGAUACAUGACUUCGCGGUGACGCAGAACUGGGUUCUUUUUCCUGUGAUGCCCCAGUUAUGCGAUCUCGAAAGGAUGAAGCAAGGUGGAGAACAUUGGCAAUGGAGCCCUGAGACUCCCUUCUAUAUCGGGGUAAUCCCCCGCUACGGUGCCAAAUCAUCCGAUGUCAAGUGGUUCACCUACAAGAACUCAUUCCCUGGCCAUACGGCUAAUGCCUAUGAGCAGAAUGACGGCAAGAUUGUCUUCGAUCUCGGACUGAGUGACAAGAAUGUCUUCUAUUGGUGGCCCGAUGCUCAGGGAAACUCGCCCGAUCCUGCGACGAUCCAUAGCCAACUAACACGUUUUACCGUGGACCCAAAAGCCAAAGAAGGAAGCCUUCCUGAACCAGAGGUUCUGCACGAUGGCAAUUCAGAAUUUUAUCGCAUUGAUGAACGAUUUUCUGGAAGGAAGUACCGCCAUAGCUACUUCGACCUCAUGGAUCCCCGCUUAGGGACCGACUUCCCAGCAAUCGGCCCGGUCAUGGGUGGCGGAUAUCCUCCCUAUAAUGCGCUGGCACAUCAUGACGGAAGCACGGGCGAAACAGAAGUCUACUUUCCGGGGCGCACACAUCUGGUUCAGGAACCUGUUUUUAUCCCACGGGCCGGCUCUGCAGAUGAAGGCGACGGAUAUUUGCUGGCCUUGGUGAAUAACUAUCGCACCAUGUCCAGUGAAUUGCAUCUUCUAGACUGUCGAGACUUCAGCAAGGCCCGAGCUACUAUCUUACUUCCUAUCAGACUGAGGGCUGGUCUGCACGGGAAUUGGGUUGCCAAUUAA
This is a messenger RNA of Penicillium chermesinum, 1467 nucleotides long. RefSeq names its product carotenoid oxygenase family protein. The transcript has 5 exons. NCBI's taxonomy places the organism in Eukaryota, Fungi, Ascomycota, Eurotiomycetes, Eurotiales, Aspergillaceae. Gene Ontology annotation, molecular function: carotenoid dioxygenase activity. The record is from RefSeq and is a predicted model, not a curated record. Gene Ontology annotation, biological process: carotene catabolic process. Bases 1 to 1467 code for a protein of 488 amino acids.